AUGAAGAAACAACCAAGGGCACAGGUUCUUGACCUCACUAUCCGGGGUGACGAGCUCGAACACGACCGGAUCCAAUUAGAGCACAACCUACAGCGCACAGAUCUUUCUCUUCAGCUUUCGUCACAGGACGGCGAGUUAAAUCACAACGAUAGCAUUGAGUAUCCCAGACACAAUUCCAAUCCAGCGUCCUUGCCAGAAUUCCGUUCCUACAUCCACAGAUCGGGGGACGACCUUGAUAAUGACUUCAAUCACGCUUGGUCGUAUCGCACUGGUGAUGAGGAUGAUGAAGAAGGGAUCAAUCCAUACGUCGGCGAGACCAUGUCUACAGCGGCGCAUCAUGCCAGUGGCCUAACUCUCAGUGCGGGCCUUGGGGGCGGAGGGCACCGGCGCGAUGUCAGUUUGAGUGGUGCAGAUUAUGAUCCUGAGCGGCCACUGCGUGAUAUUAUGGCGGGCGUUGACAGCAAGCUUAGUUUAUUUGAUAUGGAUCCAUCGAGGUCCAGAUAUCCUCCACCCGGCGGAAUCAGUUUUGACCCCGUUAUUGUCGAUGAUACUGCUGAAUUGGAUCGCAUUCUCGCGUCGGGUUAUGUUCCCCCACCAUCUCUGAAAUCGCGGUCUGUUCGUCUACGUUCACCUCAUACAGCAUCCUCCUCGUCGGACUCUGAAGAACAACAACCUCGUCCAAAGAUAUCUGAUGCCCUUCGUCGUGUUUCCUUUUCUCCAAAACGACCGCGGUCGCCCCGCGGUGCCCAAGAUCACAGCGUUGCGCGCCACGCGCCAUCUCCUCUUGGACGCCAGCCAUUUCUUCCUGCCGUUGAGAAAGAUGUACCCACACCUAAACCGCUCACGACCAAGUGCGUUCUAGAUGCUUCCUAUGCUUCACCAUAUCAGCCUCAAGUUCGUCUUCAUCCUCCUACUCCUACUCCGUCGGGCUCUAAAUUCACUAAAAUCGCCAACGGUAUUAACAAAGAGCUUGAUCAUGAGAUUGAGAAAGGUCGUCGUCAUAAUCAAAGCUCUGCUGCUGACCGUACAAUUCAUUAUGAAGCUGGGAAUCUAACCAGAGAUCAGUCUCGCUGUAUGCAGCCCACACCACGUCGAAGCUCGCUAAGGCAACCUGUUCAAACGUCUGCCCAUGCAUCCAAGAGUAGACUACACCUUCCGGACGUGACGGGGCUGACCAGCGCCGUGGAAUCCCCCAUUAAAGGGACUUUGCAACAUUACCCAUAUCAAGCGUCCAAAGAAGCCAGGGAAAGUGAUGCUCGUUUAUUAUCUGCCAUCAGCGCUGUUCAAUCUAAACUUCGUGAGUUACAAGACGAGAAUGGAAUUUCUCGCCGUCGCGUUCGGGAACUAGAGCAUGAAUUAGAACUUUGCAAGAUCGAGGUCACUAAGGAGCAUUCCAUGUUGAUGCAAAGAGAAGAAUUUCUCUCUCAGCAACAACAUGAACUCGAACUAGAGGAUGCUCGAAGACGAAAGGGCAAGGGGAAAGCCAAGGCCAGAGAUAUCUCUUUUUCCAGAGAAGAUACGUCCAGAUAUCAGGAAGUGGUGGAGGAGAAAAAGGCUCUGGAAGCCCUUGUGACGAGCCUUCGCUCGCAUCUGUCCCGACUAACAGCUGAAUUAGCGUCACAUCAACAGCUCUUGACCGAGCUCAGAUCAUUGCGUGACUCCGACCACCGAACCCUAAAGGAGAAAACGACAGAGAUCAAUGUUUUGCGUGCCGAGGUGGAACGUCUCGCUGGAGAGGUCGAGGUAUUGAGAGGUGUCGUUGAAGAAGGUCUAAAAGAGCGCAGAGCUGCCAGGGAGGCCUCUGAGGCUACACGAUCUCGCAUCAUGGUUGUUGAAUCCGCUAUUGAACAGCAAGGCACGUCAACAGUCGAGGAACAUGGUCGAGGAGAGGAAGUGCUCGAAGAGGGAAAUUCGGCAGAGGAGGAAGACGAUUUCGGGCUUGCCUCCACAUCGAGGACAGGUGGAGCACCUGAUAAGACUAUACGAACAGACUACGCAACUCUUGGAUCGACGAACCUGGGUGCCUCCGGAGGUUUCAUCGAGGGGGAUGAAUUGGAGCAAAUAUCCGCUGACGUCGAAGAACGACGUUCUGAGCACUCGAAAUCAUUCGCAGAGCAGAGUACCAUGUUGUCGCGUUCUCCAUCUCCCACCAUCCGGAGGGCAUGUGUUCAAGUUGAAGAUGUUCCGGAGCUUGAUCGCCCGUCUCAAAAUUCCCAUUGGGCAGACGAGAGUCGCUCUUCUUCGCCUAGUCCGUCAUACGCGCGCCGCCGUCGCACCCCCACGCCGUCCACAGUACGCCCAACAGCUCCCACACCUGCACAUGCAGCAGCGCAUUCUCGUCAUCCGAACAGGGACAAUGACGAGGUCCCACAAACGCCGUUCCCUCAGAUCCGUGGCACAAGGCUGGAGCGUUUGUUCUUCAGUGCUCCAGAGCACAAUGCGAAGACUUGUAAUGUAUGUCAUAGAAGAAGAGGGCAUCGCAAAGAUUCCAGCCCAAUGUCUCCGUCUUGGCUACCAAACCGUUUCGCGAAGCAACUUCAAACCAACGUACAGGAGGAUGACGAAGACAACAGCGAUGAAGAUGAGGGCUUUGCUGAAGGUUCGGAGGGCGUCGAGGACAACGGCCGACGUGCUAUGCCGUCGACCAGUGCACCUCCACGCGUCCCAACAACGAAGGGAGUUCCUCCUCAAACUGUGCUAAUGAAGGUAAUCAGAGAGUUACAAGAUGAUUUUACCCACUACAAAAGUGUCUACGUGGAACUCGCAGAUCAAUACAAGGAUAUGGACGCCGUCUCCGACGUACCCAAGAGGAACAUGCUUGCUCAGCACCUUCGCGAGGUCAUUGAUAUCCUAGAACAGAAGGGUGACCAAAUCGCUUCUUUGACCGACCUUCUAACAUUCAAGGACAAACCCACGACUGAGUCGGUCCUCAACAAAGGCGAAGCCUAG
Messenger RNA from Guyanagaster necrorhizus, 2949 nucleotides. RefSeq lists its product as uncharacterized. The coding region runs from base 1 to 2949 and encodes 982 amino acids. Lineage: Eukaryota; Fungi; Basidiomycota; Agaricomycetes; Agaricales; Physalacriaceae. Gene Ontology annotation, molecular function: microtubule binding. The record is from RefSeq and is a predicted model, not a curated record. The transcript is spliced from 6 exons.